AUGUAUGGAUUACGAUCAUCAGUUAAGAAUUUAUUAAAACAUCGGUAUUAUUACUUGGGUGGUGGUGGUUUCUCUUAUAGAAUCAAUCAACGAUCAUUUCAUCAAAAUAGAAUUCUACGAAAAGAUGAGAAAACUAAAGAAUUACUUAAAAAUCUUGGAUUAAAUUUACAAAAAGGUACAAUUAAUAGAUCAAAUAAAACCAAAGACAAUAACAACAAUAAGAGUGGAUCAUCUGUUAAAAAUGAAAAGACAAAUGAUAAUGGGGAUGAAAAUGAGGGAAAUGAGGGAAAUGUUACGAGAAUAAAUGAAAAUGAUAAUGGAGAUGAUGAUAAAACUGAUAAUCAGUUGGUUAGUACUGUUACAGAUAUACCACCUGAUCCAAACGAAAUUGAAACUAAAUCAACUAAAUCAAAUGAUAAUAAUAAUAAUAAUAAUAAUAGCAAUACCAUCAAGACAAAUUCACAUGGGAAUAAUAACCUGACAGCUUCAAAUGGUAUUAAUAAUAAGAAAAUAUCUUCUGAACCAAACAAGAAUAAGAAACUGAUGAAACCAACAAAACCUGGGAAAUUGGGGAAACCAGGGAAACUAAAUAAAAUUAAACCAUCCAAUGUUGAUGAAAAUAUUGUUCAUGAACAACUUGAAAAUGCUUUUGUUACAGUUGCAUUAAUGACCAAUAAAGAAUUUUUAGAACAAAUUGCAUUAGAUGGAAGAAAUUUCCCAUUCAAACAUUUUAAAUCAGAUUAUUUGAUUGAUCGUCAAGAAAUAUUACGACAAAUACCCGAUAUGAUAAACAUUUUUAAUAAACAAGAUAUGAAAAAAAUUGAACAAAUUUAUCAAAAUUUAUCAAAAUUAGAUCAAGAUAAAUCUAUGCAUUUACAAUUUUUAAAACAAUCAUUUAUAGAUUAUAAAAAUGAUUUAUUAUAUUUAGAUCAAUUUUUAAGAGGGAUAAAUCUGAAAUUUAAACAAUAUCGUCGUGGUGAAGUUCGAUAUUUUUUCGUUUAUCCAACAGUUUUUGAACAUGUUCAUGAUAAAAUUUUACAUCAAUAUAAUGUUGUUGGAUUUGAUCGAAGUUUAUUUGGAAUGCCCUUGGAUAAACAAUUGGAUAAACUUGUUUUACCACGUGAAUUUAUUCAAGAUUUACCACAAUUUGAUAACAUUAUUGAAUUGAAUAAAAUUGAUGCAUCAUUAGGAUUUAAACUUGUUGAAGAACAACAAUUUGGGAAAUUGAUUGAUUCACUUUGGGAUCCUCGAAUGGUUAAACCUUUGAAAGAAUUACAAAAAGAAUAUAAAGAAAGACUCAAUGAACAGAAGAAGGAUAAAAAUCAGCAACUUGAGAAGCAGUUACAACCACCAUUGAAAUCUAAAGAUGAUACUAUUAAUGGGAAACAACCGGAUAAGAAAUUUAUUGUUAUAAAGAAAGGUGGUUAUAGACAAAUUAAAUUAAAAGAAUCAAGUUUACAAUAUAGUCCAGUGAUAAGAAGAAUUGAAGAAGAAAUUGAAUUAAUGAUUAAUGAUUUAAAUAAACAAAUUAAAACCACUUUAGAAUCAGAUAAUAUUAAAGUAUUAAUCCCCAAUGAAAAUGAAAAUGAAAAUGAUAAAAAUGAUAAAGAAACAAUCACCACUUUCACUUCACCUACUGGUUCUCAACCCACCUCACGGAUUAAGACUAAUUUUUAUGAAAUUGUAUUUAAAAAAAAAAUUUAUCAAGGUUAUUUAGUUUCCGUUGAACGAUUAAUUCUGAAAAAUUUCAAUAUAUUACCAAAUUAUGCAUUAUUAUAUCAUAAAAUCAAUUAUCCACCAUUAAUUAAACGAAAAUUAUUAAAUCAUAUUUUCAAAAUUUUUUUAAUUAAUAUUAAUGAAAAAUUCAAUUAUUUACAAAAAAUUAAAUAUUUAACUCAAAGACAACAAAUUGAAUUUCAUAAAAAAUUAAUUAAACAAAUUAAAUAUAUUAUAAGAUUUAAAUUAUUAAGAUAUUUUGAUAAUAAUACUUUGAAUCAAACUACAAAUUCCCUUAAAUUAAAUAAUCUAAAUGUUUUCCACCACGAAGAAGAAGAAGAGGAGGAAAGGUAUGAUAAUAAUUUUGAUAAGUCAAAACAAAGACAAAGAAAAACGUUUGGUGGAGCUCAUGCAGUGAUUUUUAAUCCAUAUACUGAUAAUUGUUUUAAAAGAAUUUAUUGGAUUUCUUCACCAUAUCCAUCAUCAAUUAUAAAACGACAAAAUAUGAAUUUAAAACGUAAAUUCACUAAAAUAAAAUUCAAAACAAUUGAUGAACGUUAUAUCACCACUACUAUUGCAUAA
This is a messenger RNA of Candida albicans SC5314, 2298 nucleotides long. RefSeq lists its product as uncharacterized. Lineage: Eukaryota; Fungi; Ascomycota; Pichiomycetes; Serinales; Debaryomycetaceae. The transcript has a single exon. Bases 1 to 2298 code for a protein of 765 amino acids. The record is from RefSeq and is a predicted model, not a curated record.